Molecule: messenger RNA, 4691 nt
Organism: Pomacea canaliculata
Lineage: Eukaryota; Metazoa; Mollusca; Gastropoda; Architaenioglossa; Ampullariidae
Product: ankyrin repeat and SOCS box protein 3-like
Exons: 8
Coding region: 101-1876 (591 amino acids)
Biological process (GO): intracellular signal transduction
Molecular function (GO): protein binding
Source: RefSeq, a predicted model, not a curated record
AACAAAGAAGUGCUUCUCACUUUGUCUAAGGGAGAUAAUGAUACAAAAUAAUACGCGUGCACUUCCUUUGGCAAUGUCUGCAAAGCAGUUCUGAAACACAAUGCAAGACUCUUUUGAAGAAGACCCGGAGAACUACAAAACGGUCUGUGUUGCUGCAAGAGUAGGGGAUUUGGUUGGAUUACAAGAACUCGUGUGGAAUGGUCGUCCAGUGGAUGUGUUUGACAACCGAGGUUGGAGCCCAAUACAUGAAGCUGCCAGUGGGGGCUUUCCGGGGUGCCUUGAAUUUCUCCUCAGACAGCCAUCAGUUGAUGCAGACUGGCAGACUCAUGAGAAAGAAACUGCAAUGCUGCUAGCAGCAAGGCAGGGAAACUCUCAGUGCGUUCGAGCCUUGGUAAAUGCUCAGGCCGACAUUGACUUGGCAACUGAUGAGGGCUUCUCGCCACUGUGGGAAGCUAUCCAAUGCUGCAAUGUAGACUGUAUCCGCCUGCUGGUGAAAAAAGGAGCAGACGUCAAUCAGCGAGUAUACACAGGCUAUACCCCUCUACACCUAGCAGCUGAACGAGGGUAUGCAAGUAUCCUAGAUUACCUUCUAAAGCAUGGGGCCAAGCAGGAUGUGCGUGCAGACCACAACCUUACACCAAUUUUUCUUGCAGCCCAUUGGGGGCAUGUGGACUGCCUACGAAUUUUGCUACGUUCUGCAAAAGAUGAAGGUAACCUGGCACUCGUAAAUGUUGCGGCAGCUGAUAAUGCCACACCACUGCUGAUAGCAGCUCAAGAGGGCCAUGAAGCUGUGGUUGACCUUCUCCUUGAAUAUGGGGCUGAUGCAAAUAUUUUGGUCACAGACACUGGGGCAGGUCCUCUACAAUAUGCCAUUUAUAAAGAACAUGCAAGGUGUGUGCACAGUCUUUUGCCUGCUACAAAACUGUCCAUGUUUAAAGACAACUUUUCUGACAUGCAUCCAUUGGUACAAGCACUGCAAUGGCAAGACACUACGAUUCUGCGCAUGCUCUUGGCAGCAGGACUUGAUGCCUUUCAGUCACAACUGCUAGAUCCUGAUCAGGCAACUGAACUCUCUCUGCUGGCAGAGGGAGGAUUGCCAGGCCGAAAGGCUUCUCUUCUGUGUCACAUCCGAAAGUCAUGGCCCUUAGAAGGUGCUAAACUUCUCCUAGAACAUGACCUGUCUCCCAUCGCUCAAGAUGAUGAAAUUCCACCUUUGUUGGUUGCAAUGUGGAGGAAUGCGUUUCCAUUGUUUUGCCUGCUACUUCGGUACAAUGCCCCACCCAACAUAUACCACCAUAACAUUUGUGGUAAUGUGGCUAUGUUACUUGCCUUGAGGAAGGACUUGGAUAACUGCUGCCUUGGCCAUAGCAUCAAUGUGAAUUCCAAUCAUGCCAAAACCAAGGAUAAACAUGUCUGGCUAGAACACAGGAAACGGUCUUAUGUGUGGCGAUUGUUUGUAGCAGGUGGCGAGGUAGAGUCUCUAUUCUCUGAAGACAUCGAUGUAAAUAACGAAGGGCAAGGUGUCUCUGGGCUCAGUAGCCUGCUGAAAAACUGUGUACACAGCAAAGAUAUGGUAGUAGCCACAGUGGCUUUUUUGUUGACUUUAGCUUGCAAUGUUAGGUUGCCAAAGAGUGUUUUAUCUCUGCUGCCUGAAGAAGAUACCAAAGAAAUCAUCCACAUCACAGAUUCAACUCCCACACUGGCUCAUGCUUGUCGUGUGAAACUCAUGCGCACUAUUGGGAAUAAGGGUCGCUACACUCCCAGCAUAAUUACUUCCCUUAGGCUGCCAGAGACUUUGAGGGAGUAUCUUCUAUUUUCAGAUUUGGAUCCAUAUAUUGGAACAUUGGGCUGUAUGGUGUCCCUUCCAAACUCAUAGUGUUUUGUCAUUUUUACCGUCAUGCCACUUGAUGUUUUUUUUCUCUAUUUUUUUUUUUUUUAAACAGAUUUUUGUUUGUGGGGUAGACUUGCGAGCCUUCAACUCAAGACUCACCUGUCAUCACGUGUCAUGAAAAGGAGCAUUCCUAAACUGUGUAACUAUAUUUUCUGUUGUGAUGUACACAACAUCCAUAUUGCAUCAGAUUAUACAUGUGUUUGUGGUAGGUAUCACAACUGGAAGAUUCUAUCAACUCUGUAGUUAUGAACCAGAGGUACGCUUGCUCCUCCAAGUUUGUGUUAUCUCAGCUAAAUACAGCCCAGCAAGCCCUUUGUAAUCACAGCUGUGGACUGAAUGUAAGAUUGGGACCUCUGGAUUUUAACCCAAUCUCUUAGGUCUGUGCCUGUUUUCAAAUGUGGGACUUCCCAGUUCAUAGCUGACCAUGACGUAGAAUUAUGUCUGCUUCAUGACUACGGCCCAUGGGGAAUAUUUAGCUGUGAGUUCUUUCAGCUUAAGUUAGUUUUAGUCUGUAUGUCUGUGAGGAUGACAUGUAAAAGCUGUUUUAUUCCUUGGGAAAAAAAAUAGAUUGAUGCUAUAAAUUCCCCUUCUUAAUCACCCCACCAACUGUUAAUCCCUUUUUUAAUUAUUAAUCCUACAGUAAAUAUGCAAUAUAGUAAACAUGCUAGAUCACACUUUAUUAGGAGAGUGGGAGAGAGUAUUUUAAUAAAGAUUUCCCUAGUCUUUGUGAAGAAAGCUUAUGCAAGGAUACAACAUCGUUUGGCAGCAGGAUUGGGAUUUAGCUGCUUUUAAUUAGUAAAACAUGUUUCCACUAAUCCUGCUCUAACUGUUAAAGCAGGGAAUCAUUGAAUGAAUGUGGAUAAGACACUUUAAGUUCAUGUGCCCAUACUUCUUGUCAGGACUGGAAGUUUAACUGAACUUUCCAACACUGUAUGCAGGAAAGUUAACUUGGAACAAAAAUGGAAAUGUUGGUGCAGAAAUAAUGCAUUGUUGCAUAAGAGGUAUUCUUGACUUGUCAAUCAUCAUUGCAAUAUUGCAUUUAGUUGUUAGUUUGCAUGCUUGGAAUAAAUCCCAUUUGCUCACUCACUGUGUGUUGUCUUUUAAUUUAGGGCAUUUGAAACAAGAAUCUUUUGGGCAUCACAUUCUUUAUUGUGUGAACAUGGUUUUAUCAUACUGUAAAAUGCUAGCAGUAUUUGUGAGUGGUUCAGGUGGGUGGAGAUCUGUGUUCAUGUCAGUAUGGGUGACUAAGGAACUAGGUACGUUUUGUGAUUAGACAAUAAGCUUAAGGAAUAGAAGACAGAGAGGGUGCUAACCAUGCUAACUAAGAGCAGAUAUUUUGUGUGAACCAGGAAGGUUCCUUGAUUGUAUUUACCUGUAAACCUGCAUAGCUCCUCAGUUUCCCAUGAUAUGCAAGGGUUUUGAGGUAAUGGUUCUAAUACUAAGUUUCUUUCAUUGUGUAAAUGUAUACAAUGAUUUGUAAUACAUCAGAUUUUUUUUAAACCAUUUUAAUAAUUCUGAGGUAUGUGUUCAUUAAGAUAAAGGCAGUAGCUUCGAUAGAGGAGCGUUUUUUAAGUUAUGCAGUGCAGUUUUACUGCCAUUAGUUGAAAAUGCAGUCCCUACUCAUUAUCCUGCCACUAAACAUUCACAAAUAUUCGACAUUAGGCGAAAGUGAUGACAUAAAAGAUGGUAUAGGACUCAUGACUUGGGUUAAGGGAUAAGUUUAAGGAAAAUCAGUUCUUCCACAAAACAUGGUGAUAUACAUCGAUGGAUUGUGGGGUUUUUUUUUUUUUUUUGUUUUCGGGGGUUUCUUGCAGUGUUAGUGCUCAUCCUUCUCAAAUUUCUACUAUGUUGCUUUUUACUAAUAGAGUGAUAUUCUUCAAGGUCAGUAUGUCUAAAUGAUACUUUAUGACUCAACAAAAUAUUCACUCUCAGUGACAUUCUUUAGUAGUGUGUCCAAUAACACAACCACUGAUGAAAAUCCAGAAGUGCAUUAGCAACAUGUCAAACAUUUUAUGCUACAAUCCUCCCUGUCUUAUUGUUGUUGCAGUCCUGUUGAAUGUGGAAAUUUGUUUUGAACUUGGGUUUCUAAUUUUUGCACCUUUAUUAUACAUGUUUGCUUGUCAACUGUUGCCAUCAUGCCUAUGCUUUUCUCAUUCCCACAAAUACUAAAUUUAGUGAGAUGGUGAAUUUGGGAGGUUUUAUGACACCAAAAGCUUCAUGCUGCAGAUUUGCAGAUAUGAACACUGAUUAUCAUGAAUUGGAAGGUGAUAUUUCUAGUUGCCUUUUUAAAAUCCUUCGAUCCAUACAUAAUUUUGUCAUUAAUCAAAAAAAAAAGUCGGUCCUUUUUUCUAGUUCCACUGUAUUUUUUAAAAGCUGGUUGAAAUGUGUGUUCCUUAUUUCCCAAAAGAAAACAUGUUAUGCUAUUAUUGAUAAUGAAUUUCAGUCUUCACAACCAAAGAAAAUUAAGUAACAAAGCCUGAUCUCACAAUUGUCAUAUGAAAACUACCUAUUUGCAAAAAAGCAUGGCCAAUUUUAGCACAUCAUCAGCAGUCUGUGCAUACAUUAUUGUCUAUGGCUGGACAGGUUGUAGAAGUUUUAGAAACAUGUUGCUUAAAUUGGGAAUGGUGCUGUGCUUUAAUCAAUUUGUAGAAGAAUGGGGUUUUAUUUUGCUUCUGCUUCAGUUUAUAUUAUAUUUUGUUAGGUUUGAUAAUUAAUGAACAUGAUUGAAAAAGACAACGUUUGUAUUGGGCUCAGUACAAAAUGUUAUACUUUUUACAUGAUAUAACAACACCAACUUAAA